Molecule: messenger RNA, 1910 nt
Organism: Melanaphis sacchari
Lineage: Eukaryota; Metazoa; Arthropoda; Insecta; Hemiptera; Aphididae
Product: SET domain-containing protein SmydA-8-like
Exons: 7
Coding region: 191-1795 (534 amino acids)
Molecular function (GO): protein binding
Source: RefSeq, a predicted model, not a curated record
UAAAAUUAAAUGGUACUAUUUAUUACAUCAAUUUUUAUUUUUAAGUGUCAUUUAUCUAGUUUGGGAACCAUUUGAUAUCAGGAUAUUUAUAGUAUUUUCAAAAAUAGAUAAUAGUACUUUAAUGCUGGGUAGGGGAUAUUACAUUUGUUACACAUUUCAUAUAAAAUAGUAUUAAGUGUUAACAUCUAACAUGGCGAAGUGUGAUCAAAUUAAUUCUAAAGAUUUAGAAAUUAAUAGUCAUUGUGCAAUUUGUGGUGUUAAUGCUACUAGUAAAUGUGCAGCAUGCACAUUGGUUGUGUAUUGUUCAAAGAAACACCAAAAAGCUCAUUGGAAACAACAUAAAAAUGAAUGUGUAUCUUAUGAGUUACAAAUAGAUUCUAUAUUAGGUCGUCAUCUGAUUGCCAAACGUACUAUUAAUCAAUCUGAAAUUAUAAUUCAAGAAGAACCAUUAGUUAUAGGUCCUAAGUUUCCAACUUCAGAACCAAUAUGCAUUAAAUGUUUACAAAAUUUAAAAAGAUCAAGUUCUACUGUUGAAUCUUUGUGUGAAAAAUGUUUGUGGCCUAUUUGUGGUACAGGAUGUAUGCCUUCAAUUAACCCAAACAUUCAUGAAGAUGAAUGUAAAGUAUUAGUAAAAGGAGCUGAAAAAAUCGCCAAAAAUAAUGAUUAUAUGUAUGAUGCUUUAACUCCUUUAAAGUGUCUAUUAUUGCAAAUCACAGAUAAAAACAAAUGGAAUCGUCUAAUGGAAUUAACGAGUCAUAUGGAAUAUAGAGGACCAGAAUCAGAAAUUUAUGAGGAGAUUAAUUCAGUGUAUAAUUAUUUAAGAAAUAAUUAUUUAAGUGGAGAAGAAUUUGAAGCUUCGUCCGAUCUUAUACACAAAAUAUGUGGUAUUUUAGAUGUAAAUUCUUUAGAUGUUCAAGUUGCUGGAUUGGAGUUAACUGGUAUAUAUCCUACAGUAAGCAAAUUAGAACACAACUGUUUACCAAAUACUAGCAUAUCAUUUGAUAAAAAUGGACGUAUUUAUGUUUAUGCUGCUCGUAAAAUUGUCAAAGGUGAACAUAUAAAUACUAUGUACACAAAUGCUUUAUGGGGAACCCGAGAAAGAAGAGCUCACCUUAUGUCAACAAAAUAUUUUGAGUGUAAAUGUAAAAGAUGUGCCGAUGCUACAGAACUGGGUACUCAUCUUAGUACUAUUGUAUGUAAUGCAAAAGAUUUUUGUAAAGGAAAUCUCACUCCAAUACAUCCUUUAGAUGAUAAUAGUAAAUGGGAGUGUGAUAGGUGUCCGACAACUGUUUCAUCAGAUAAAAUUGAUGCAAUCUUAAUAGAAUUAAAUCACAUUGUUGAUAAAGUUCUUCAAAACCCAAGUAUAAAUUCCCUAGAAAAUGCUCUUUCAAAAUUAGAAAAACGUGUUCAUUCAAAUCACUAUUUAUGUUUUAAUGUAAAACAUACAUUGAUACAGCUGUAUGGUCAUUCAAUGGGUUACAAACAUUCAAUGUUAACUGAUGAUUUAUUGAAAAGAAAAUCCGAACUAUGCAGAAAUAUGUUUUUUGUACUUAAUAUCAUUGAUCCACUGUAUACAAGAUUGAACAUUUAUACUUCAGUGAUAUUAUAUGAACUUCAUUUGGCCUUGUUAGAAUCAGCUACAAGAAUAUCAGAAAAUAAAGCUGAAAGUAAAGGAAUGCACGAUGAAGCUAAAGUAUUAUUAUCUAAAGCAUUAGAUAUUCUUAAAAAUGAACCAGAAGGAUCUUCAGGUUUUAAGUUACUGCAAACUUACAAAUCUAGUAGCAUUACUGAUUAAUAGUAUAAAAUUUAAAAUUAAUUAUAUGAUUAUCUUAUAUUUAUAAAGAACUAUAAAUAGAUUCUAGUAACAAAGUCAAUUAACAAUUGUAGUUAAGUAUUAUUACCUACUAGUU